This is a messenger RNA of Nannospalax galili (Upper Galilee mountains blind mole rat), 1625 nucleotides long. It is a transcript of the gene Krtcap3, whose product is annotated as keratinocyte associated protein 3. The transcript is spliced from 5 exons. NCBI's taxonomy places the organism in Eukaryota, Metazoa, Chordata, Mammalia, Rodentia, Spalacidae. The record is from RefSeq and is a predicted model, not a curated record. The coding region runs from base 459 to 1322 and encodes 287 amino acids.
CUAGCCGGGGCUAGUAGCUGACCUGCUGGCUCUGCCCUGCCUGUGUGGACAGCAGGCCCACGGGCACUGGGGGAGCGGAGUUCCACAAUCCCGCUGGGGCAGAUGGGCGGGAGAGAAAGGUGGUGCUGCAGUGGUGGCCCGGGCGGGGGGGGGGGGGCAUUCGAUUCGCCUCAGUUGCUGCUGUAAUAAAGUCUACUUUUUGCUAAAAGCUCGCGUGGUCGUGUAUUUGCGCCCGUUUUGGCGCAGCGACUUCCCGAGGGGACGGGCGGGCCCUCGUGGGGUUCCAGUAGAGGCCCGCCUCAGGUGGGCGGGGCCCAGGUGGAGCUCCUGGUAGGGGCUGGGGCGGGCCCAGGUGGAGCUGCCUCCGGGCGACGUGAAGGCCGGGUCGGCGUCGGGGCGGGGCCGGCUGCAGGUAGAGCUGGAGGGCCGCAGCGGCUGCGGGGGCGGUGCGGCCUACCAUGAGGUGCAGCCGCGUCUGCGUUUUCGGUAACUUUGGCGGGCUUCCCGUCUCUCUCCGUGGCCCCUCGGCUCGCCCGUACCACGCGCCGUGGCUGGCCCUGCGCGCUGCCUGGCGCCCGCUGGCCUCCCACCCUGCCCUGCUCACGACUUGCUCCCCCUGCUUUGCAGACGCCGCCCGGGGGCCCAGGCAGCUGAUGCGCGUGGGCCUCGCGCUGAUCCUGGUGGGCCAUGUGAAUCUGCUGGUGGGAGCUGUGCUGCACGGUACUGUCCUGCGGCACGUGGCCAACCCCCGUGGCGCCGUCACACCAGAGUACACCACCGCCAAUAUCAUCUCCGUGGGCUCCGGGCUGCUGAGUAUUUCCGUGGGACUUCUGGCCCUCUUGGCAUCCAGGAACCUUCUUCGCCCACGACUGCACUGGGCCCUGCUGGCACUGGCUCUAGGGAACCUGCUCUUGUCUGCUGCCUGCUCCAUGGGCCUCCUGUUUGCUGUGUCACUCACUGUUGCCAAUGGUGGGCGCCGUCUUAUUGCUGACUGCCAUCCAGGACUGCUGGAUCCUUCCAUACCUUUGGACCAGGGGCCUGGACACACUGACUGCCCCUUUGACCCCACAAGAAUCUAUGAUACAGCCUUGGCUCUCUGGAUCCCUUCUCUGCUCAUGUCCGCAGCUGAGGCUGCCCUAUCUGGCUACUGCUGUGUGGCUGCACUCACCCUACGUGGAUUUGAGCCCUGCAAGAAGGAAGGGUUUCAGGAACAGUUAGAGGAACUGAGAGAGCUUGAACCUCCUGAAUGUAAAAGACAGGAAAACAUACAGUUACUGGAUCAUCAUCAGAAUUUACAGACUUCACAGAAAACCUGGGUUUAGGACAGGUGCCCAGAGGGGCCUGGGUAAGCUGGGACAGGGAAGCAUUCUUGGGACCUGGGACUGAGGCUAGUUCUUUGCUUUGUUGCUUGCUCUCUGAUCCAGGUUGUUUUUCCUUUUAUCAGGCAGGUGCUCUUCUGAGGCUCAAUCAAGCAAGAGGCCCUGACACAGGAUGAUAUAAAUAAUUGUAAUAAAAGGACUUCUCAGCCAGGUGUGGUGGUGUACACCUUUAAUCCCAGCAGAGGCAGAUGAUCUCUGUGAACUCAAGGCCAGCCUGGUCUGCAGAGCAAGUUCCAGGUCACCUUG